Molecule: messenger RNA, 1615 nt
Organism: Meriones unguiculatus (Mongolian gerbil)
Lineage: Eukaryota; Metazoa; Chordata; Mammalia; Rodentia; Muridae
Gene: Crlf1
Product: cytokine receptor like factor 1
Exons: 10
Coding region: 23-1420 (465 amino acids)
Biological process (GO): cytokine-mediated signaling pathway
Cellular component (GO): external side of plasma membrane
Molecular function (GO): cytokine receptor activity; protein binding
Source: RefSeq, a predicted model, not a curated record
CCGGCCGCUGCGCGCCACCCCCAUGCCCGCCGCUCGCCCGGGCCCCGCCGCCCCAUGCGCGCGGCGGCCGCCGCGGCCGCUGCCCUCGCUGUGGUCGCCUCUGUUGCUCUGUGUCCUCGGGGUGCCUCGGGGCGGAUCGGGAGCCCACACAGCUGUGAUCAGCCCCCAGGACCCCACCCUUCUCAUCGGCUCCUCCCUGCAAGCCACGUGCUCCAUUCAUGGAGACACACCCGGAGCCACUGCUGAGGGCCUCUACUGGACCCUCAAUGGUCGCCGCCUGCCCCCUGAGCUGUCCCGCCUACUCAACACCUCCACCCUGGCCCUGGCCCUGGCCAACCUUAACGGGUCCAGGCAGCAGUCAGGGGACAACCUGGUGUGCCACGCCCGGGACGGCAGCAUCCUGGCUGGCUCCUGCCUCUAUGUUGGCCUCCCCCCUGAGAAGCCCUUCAACAUCAGCUGCUGGUCCCGGAACAUGAAAGACCUCACCUGCCGCUGGACCCCGGGUGCGCGUGGGGAGACAUUCUUGCACACUAACUACUCGCUCAAGUACAAGCUGAGGUGGUAUGGCCAGGACAACACAUGCGAGGAGUACCACACUGUAGGCCCUCACUCCUGCCACAUCCCCAAAGACCUGGCGCUCUUCACUCCCUAUGAGAUCUGGGUAGAGGCCAGCAACCGCCUGGGCUCGGCGAGAUCUGACGUGCUCACCCUGGACGUCCUGGACGUGGAGCGCUGGUGUCUUCCUGGCAUCCUGAAGUGCCAUCUAACCCUGGGUUGUUCCCUGUGGCUGCCACUACUGCCCCACUUAGGCGUCAGUAAUGGACCGGGCAACAGAGUGACCACGGACCCCCCACCUGACGUGCACGUGAGCCGCGUUGGGGGCCUGGAGGACCAGCUGAGUGUGCGCUGGGUCUCGCCACCCGCCCUCAAGGAUUUCCUCUUUCAAGCCAAGUACCAGAUCCGCUACCGCGUGGAGGACAGCGUGGACUGGAAGGUGGUGGAUGACGUCAGCAACCAGACCUCCUGCCGGCUUGCGGGCCUGAAGCCCGGCACCGUGUACUUCGUCCAAGUGCGUUGUAACCCGUUCGGGAUCUAUGGGUCGAAAAAGGCGGGAAUCUGGAGCGAGUGGAGCCACGCCACUGCUGCCUCCACCCCGCGAAGUGAGCGCCCGGGCCCGGGCGGAGGGGUGUGCGAGCCGCGGGGCGGCGAGCCCAGCUCGGGCCCGGUGCGGCGCGAGCUCAAGCAGUUCCUCGGCUGGCUCAAGAAGCACGCGUACUGCUCGAACCUUAGCUUCCGCCUGUACGACCAGUGGCGUGCUUGGAUGCAGAAGUCACAUAAGACCCGAAACCAGCACAGGAUGAGGGGAUCCUGUCCUCGGGCAGACGGGGCGCGGCGAGAGGUCCUGCCGGAUAGACUCUAAAGGACAGGCCAUCCUCCUGCCACAUGCAGACCUGGAGGCUCAUUCCAACUGCAGCCCCUCUGUACUGUCAUUCCGGGCACCAAAGAAACGCCACAGCUCUGGUUCACAUGACGGGUCAAGCUCGGGUGCUCCCCAGAGUGGGCAGGCAACCCAGGGCCCUCCAGGGGUCUCUUAAAUAAAGGAGUUUUUCAGGUU